Messenger RNA from Emiliania huxleyi CCMP1516, 701 nucleotides. RefSeq lists its product as hypothetical. The record is from RefSeq and is a predicted model, not a curated record. The transcript is spliced from 2 exons. Bases 206 to 670 code for a protein of 154 amino acids. NCBI's taxonomy places the organism in Eukaryota, Haptophyta, Isochrysidales, Noelaerhabdaceae.
CGCGCUCGGCCCGCUGCGCGACCUGGCGGGCGGCGUAGUGCGCGUCGAGCGCUCGACCUCUCGCUUCCUCAACGCCAUCUACCCGGGUGAGACGCUCGAGUUCGAGCCGGAGCCGCUCGUGCGCCGCACGCUGCACUCGGUUGGCCACGAGGCGAGGCUAUUCACGCACCAGGGCGCGCGCGCUCGCAACCUGCGCGGCAAGAACAUGGGCGUGGGCGGCGGGCUCACCGGCCUCGGAAUCGGCUACAUCAUGGUGCAACGGUCCAACGGCGCCCACGGCCGGCCGUUUACGCGGUACACGCUGCCGACGCUCGAGGUGCGGAUGGUGCUCGAGGCGAUGAGAGAGCGCAACGAGAGCUUCGAGCUCGAGUACACGCGCAUCGCCGGCGCGCCGCCACUCGACGACCACGCCGCCGCCGAGGAGUGGCGCGCGUCAGGAUGCGGGACCCGCGUCCGCCUGCGCGAGGCCGAUGGCGCGCGCGACUGCUCGGCCGUCGACACGUGCGCCGCCGGCGACUGGUUCGUCCGGUGGGCGGCGCGGCGAGCUUGCGCCGAGGACGAGCUUGCUGUGCUGGCGACGCCGCCUGGCUGGCUCGCCCGCAAGCUCCUCCUCGCCAACCCGUACCCCAUCCUUCAGCCCGCGGGAAGGUACUGCGGAAGCAGCGGCUAAUUCGAGGUGCGCUCCGUCUUUUCUUUCGGUG